Babesia ovata is the source of this 357-nucleotide messenger RNA. Its product is annotated as glycoside hydrolase 57, putative. NCBI's taxonomy places the organism in Eukaryota, Apicomplexa, Aconoidasida, Piroplasmida, Babesiidae. Bases 1 to 357 code for a protein of 118 amino acids. The record is from RefSeq and is a predicted model, not a curated record. The transcript has a single exon.
AUGAAGGUAAAUUUAGCCGCUGUUCUUCGUGCCUUUGCCAUUGUCGUACUUUCUAUUGCCCUUCACGUCCAGGCUGAGGAACAGCCCGGGCAAUUACGCAAAGGUCGUGACUCAAGUUGCAAAUCCGGAUCCAAUGUGAUACCAGGUGCUGACAGUGAAGUGGCUACGGGCCCGUCAACUGCCCCAGAGGAGACACAAUCUAACGAGAUGAGCACCGCAUCUACCGAUAACGUUAAUAAACCCGAUAAACCGAUGCCGAAGUUUCCAGACGGAUUCCUCGGAAAGUUUUUAUACACAUUCAGGAAUGAUAGGCUUAUCAGACGCGUGUUCUCAUCAUAUUUUAACCCUUCCCAAUAA